Peronospora belbahrii is the source of this 3513-nucleotide messenger RNA. The record is from the annotation of a GenBank genome assembly. NCBI's taxonomy places the organism in Eukaryota, Oomycota, Peronosporomycetes, Peronosporales, Peronosporaceae.
AUGACACCAACGAAACGUCGACGUAAUCAUGCAAGUACGAAAAAGAACGGCUUAAAUACGACGUCCAAGGCCAUUGAAUCACUGGAUCAGAAUGGUUCUUCUUCUACUAUCAAAGACACCACGACACGAGCGCUUUCCAAGACAUUGCAACGUAUUCAAAUGGAAUAUGAACCUCUUGUAAAGGAUCUCGAGGGUCGAUUUCGUUUUAUUCGUGCUUUAUUAAGUGAAUUCUGGCUCGAGAUGCAGCGGGAUCCACGGGAUGAGACGCAAUUGACCAUUGAGAAUGAUGCACAGUGGUUUUGGUUCAUGGAAAUGCAAUUUAUGGUCAUUUUUCUCUAUGAAGUGUCCUUUAUGGAGUUUUCCAUGAGUGUCACGAAGCCAGAUUCGAUCACAAUGGAUGAGACAGUUGAGAAGAGGACACUGUCCCAUCGUCAAGACAUGGAAGAACGUGUGGAUUUCUUGGCUCGAUUCAAAAACUAUCUCGAUGAUUUGGCGAAAUGUCGCUUGGAAGCAACAAAGACAGCAGGUAAAAGACUACCGAGAGUCUUUCGACUUGCAGAGAUAUAUAAACUCUCGACUGAAGAAACAAUGCUUCUACAGCUGCUUGUAGUCAUGCAAGGCUGUCAGAGUAAUGCUGUACGGUGUCAAAUUCUCGAUGAGGAUAUGCAACGAAGAGGUCUGACAUGUCAGAGACUCUCGGGACUUUCAGAAGUAGAUGUCGCGGAAUUCCGUGAUGAUGAGCGUGAACAUGUUAAAGAAGGCACACUCAUUGUGGACGUUGAGUCGUACACGACUACGCUGACCUUGUCGAAUAUAUGCGUGCGUGUACUACUAGGACGACAUUUGACUAGUAAUCAGGCACUGAAAGUAAGUCAGACGGCGCUGGAGGAACUGCUCAAGAGAGAGGGUAUGUCUUUUGGUGAGAUACUGGACACGACAACUACUCCGACGUCGGCAUCGACGGAUUCGAAUCUUAGCGGACACAAGCGCGAUCGCAGCGGCGAGAAAGUGGAUGGAGAGCAUGAAGAAAAAAAGACGGCCAAACACCACGAUACAAGUGACAGCGACGUGGGAGACAAUGACGAAUGCGAGGAUUCCAGUACAUCUGCGUUUUCAUUUAUUGGUAAGUACAAGCAUACUAGUAAGCGCGCGGGGCGUCAGGCGAAUGCCGAUAACAACUUGCUAUUGAAGUCGGCCGAGGCCGUCAGUGACAAACACAAUUUGUUCUCUUCCCUUAUGGAUUCGAGCGAAUUGAAGCCGUACAGCCCGGACAAUCAGCUUGAAUAUCUAGAGGACCGAUUCCAGGUUGUGGCAUUUGCAAUUCGCGCGUCUGGUGCCCGCGUGAAGGAUCAGAUGAAGGAAGCAGGUACGAAGCAGCCGUGGGAAACGUCAGCACCAGCAUCUGCCGGGCGACGAGAACUAAAGGCUAAGCAGCGGGUAUACAGUCGCCGCACUCAGCACCGAUUGGCACUCACACGGCAAGCUGGUCAUACGUUGCCGCGCCUAGAGGAGCUUGCUGCUAAGUUUAAGCUGAACCGAUUUGAGCAAAAUGUGAUUGUAAUGCUUAUUGGCAAGACCAUUUCGCCGGUGAUCAAGAACUUGAUUGACGGUGUGGAUACGUCUCCAGUGCAGCGCAUGGACGAAAGUGUGAUUAUCAACCAGAUUUUAUCGAUCUUUUGCGAUACCUUUCAGGAGCAAGUAGCGCACCGUGUCUUUUUUUACAAGUCUUCCCGUCUACUUACUCGCGGUCUUGUUAAGCUACACCGGGGCCGUUGGCAUUCGACAGCAGGAGACCUUGUUGAUCAGCGCGUUGAACUAGACCGCCGUGUAUUGGAUUGGGUGGUUGGUCUAGACACAGAGAUGAAUGAGUUAGUGGAAGGCUCGGAUUUGUACACUCCUAAGGUACAGCUGGACCAGGUUGUGCUGCCUGAAGAGCACAAGAGCACUAUAUUAGAGACCGUGGAGAGUUACGAAAGUUUCCGGCAAUACCGCAAGAAAAGUGGAUUAGAGCAAGCAGGGAUGGCAUAUGGUGCUGGUCUGGUGUUAUUGCUCUGUGGCGCUAGUGGUACCGGUAAGACCAUGACAGUAAACGCUGUCGCGCAUCACCUUAAGAAGCGUGUACUUUUGGUGGACUUUCCGUCUCUGCAUGGAAAGCGCCAGGAAGGCGCAGAGCCAGAUGCGGACUUGCGUGGUCUUUUUCGUGAAGCCGACAUGAGCAAUGCUGUGCUUUUCUUUGACGAGUGCGAGAACAUCUUUCGUCAACGUGACGGUGGAGGGGAUAGAUUGCUGAAUGCUCUUCUUACUGAGAUUGAGCGUUAUGAAGGCAUCGUGUUUCUUGCGACCAAUCGCCCGUUCGAUCUCGAUGAGGCCAUGCAUCGUCGUAUCACUGCUGUGUUUGAGUUUAAGGCACCGGACCAUAUUCAGCGGCGAAAGAUAUGGGAUGUGCUUAUGGUACGUGGGGCUAUGCAAGCUGAGCCUAGUAUUGACUGGGACACUAUCGCUCUGAAGUAUGAGCUUAGUGGCGGCUUCAUUAAGAAUGCCAUCCUGUCUGCCCUCCUCAAGGCCAUUUCACGAAAUGGUGAAUCACCUGUGAUCUCGCAAGCUGACAUUGUGGAGGGCUGUGCGCUGCAAAUGCGCGGUAGCCUGCAUAUGAAGACGUUUGAUCACCGUGUUGUGCCCACGAGCGGAUUGGAUGAGCUUAUUGUUGAGGAAUCAGUAAAGGAAAAACUGCGCCAAGUUGUACAGUUUGAGAAAGCACGCAGUGUCAUUUACGGGCAGUGGGGGUUCGACUUUGGUCAGUCUAACAAGCAGCAGAAAGGUGUAAGUGUGCUGAUCUGUGGUCCGGCAGGUAUUGGCAAGCUCAAUGCUGCCAAGAGUAUUGGUUUUGAGAUUGGCAGGCCGCUGAAGGUAGUCAACUUUGGUCAGCUGGCAGCCGACUCGGCCGCUGAGACUCGCAAGGCACUGCGGGCCGUGUUUGACGAUGCCCGUCUAAUGGAUGCCGUUCUGGUGCUUACUGGUUUUGAGUCCUUUGGCAGCCACAUUGAAGGAGGCGUCAUCCCUAUCGAUAACCUGGAGUCGUCGCCUCGCUUUCGCAUGGAGGUCAUGCGACUUCUUGAGUUGAUGAACACAUUCCCAAGCACCACCAUUUUGCUGGCAAAUGUGGACAGAUCUACGUCCUCGUCACUGGUACAGUCGGAGUUCUGCCGUCGUCUCAAGUUUGUCGUGGAGAUGCGUAAUCCGAACGCGAAGCUUCGUGAGAAGUUAUGGCGUGCAUGUUUUCCUCCCAAGGCACCACUGGAGACUAAAAAGCCCAUUGAUUUCCAGCGUCUAGCCGAACGCUACGAUCUGAGCAGUACGGCAAUUAGUGACGCCGUGUUCCGUGCUGCUGCCAGUGCAGCUUUACGCGAAGAGACCAGACGCGUGAUUACAAUGAAGGACCUUACUAGUGCCGCUGAAAUUGAGCGACAAAAGGCGCGUGGCGGCGCUGCGGCCAUGGAUAACCUCUUUGUCUAA